Molecule: messenger RNA, 1134 nt
Organism: Pipistrellus nathusii (Nathusius's pipistrelle)
Lineage: Eukaryota; Metazoa; Chordata; Mammalia; Chiroptera; Vespertilionidae
Source: the annotation of a GenBank genome assembly
AUGUUUUCUACAAAGCCCAGACUUGUCGUACCUUAUGGCCUCAAGACGCUGCUCGAGGGAGUUAGCAGAGCCAUCCUCAAGACCAACCCGCCCAACAUCACCCAGUUUGCAGCAUUUUAUUUCAAAGAACUUAUUGUGUUUAGAGAAGGGAAUGUUCCUCUGGAUAUAAAAGAUCUGGUUAGACAAUUUCAUCAGAUUAAAUUUGAGAAAUGGUGCGAAGAAAGGACAGAAGAGAAGAAGCCAGAGUUCAUCAAAGAACCAGGAGAAGCAGCUGCCAUUCCCAAAGAGCCGACCCGGGUGGAGAAGUCCACUGACACGGAGGAGGACCACAUCGCCACCCCCCAGUUCAUCCACAAGACCACGCAGUUCCCGUCGGUGUAUGCCGAGCAGCAGUCUGAGCCGGAGGACACGAGCAAGGCAGUCCAUCCUCCCAAACCAUGCACCCCCAAGAGUACCCCCACCUCGUCACCAGUCCCGGCCGACGCCCCACCAGAGUUUGCCUAUGUUCCCGCCGAUCCAGCUCAGUUUGCUGCUCAGAUGUUAGCGAUAGCAACAAGCGAAGCAGGACAGCCACCACCAUAUUCUAACACGUGGACCCUUUACUGUCUGACCGAUAUGAAUCAGCCCAGCCGCCCGUCACCGCCACCUGCGCCCGGGCCCUUCCCCCAGGCCACCCUCUAUUUGCCCAAUGCUAAGGAUCUGCAGAACCCACCGCAAGUCACUUCUCCAACGUAUGUGAUGAUGGACGACAGCAAGAAGGCCGGGGCCCCACCCUUUAUCCUAGUGGGCGCCAAUGUCCCGGAAGCGCAGGACUGGAAGCCGCUUCCUGGGCACCCGGUCGUGUCCCAGUCAGAUACCCUGAAGAGAUACACGACCGUCCAAGUGCCCAUUGCCGUUCCUGCAGAUCAGAAAUUCCAGAAACUCCCCCGACACGCCCAGAGUGCCAGUCCUCCUUCCAGUGGGCAAGAAGGGCCCCGGCCACAGAGCCCCGUUUUCCUUUCUCUCGCUAUCCCUGUAGAAGAUGUAGCCAAAAAGUGUUCAGGAUCUGGGGACAAGCGUACCCCAUUUGGAAGUUACGGUAUUGCUGGAGAGAUAACCCUGACUACUGCCAAUGUCCGCAGAGCAGAACCCUAA